Rhizopus microsporus ATCC 52813 is the source of this 345-nucleotide messenger RNA. RefSeq names its product DNA-directed RNA polymerase II subunit RPB9. The record is from RefSeq and is a predicted model, not a curated record. Lineage: Eukaryota; Fungi; Mucoromycota; Mucoromycetes; Mucorales; Rhizopodaceae. The transcript has 4 exons. Gene Ontology annotation, cellular component: RNA polymerase II, core complex. Bases 1 to 345 code for a protein of 114 amino acids. Gene Ontology annotation, molecular function: zinc ion binding; nucleic acid binding; DNA-directed RNA polymerase activity. Gene Ontology annotation, biological process: maintenance of transcriptional fidelity during transcription elongation by RNA polymerase II; DNA-templated transcription; transcription initiation at RNA polymerase II promoter.
AUGGCUACCUUUAAAUAUUGUCUAGAUUGUAACAACUUAUUAUACCCCAAAGAAGAUAAAAACAAUAGAAAAUUGCUAUUUGCAUGUCGUAAUUGUGAAUAUGAGGAAGAUGCAGAGAAUUACUGUGUUUAUCGACAUGAAAUUGUUCACGCACCUUCGGAGCAAACCAUGGUGUUGCACGAUUUGGGAACAGAUCCUACUCUUCCACGAGCCAAUAUCAACUGUCCUCGCUGUGGACACCCAGAAGCUGUGUUUUUCCAAUCUUCGUCUAGACGAGCAGAAGCAAAGAUGACAUUAUUUUAUGUUUGUGCAAACAAAGGCUGUGGACAUCGUUGGACUGGAUAA